UGUGACGGGUCUCAUCUAUUUGUUUAUCAUUGAAAGAGGGGAAUUUUUAUAAUUUCGUGGGAUCUGCAUUGAAUCGAAGUUGAGACUAUGGCAGAUGAGCAGGAGAUAAUGUGCAAAUUAGAAAACAUACUGGAAAUAAGAAACAAGACUCUUCAGAUGCAGAAGAUCAAAUCUCGUCUGAAAUCAGAGUUUGAAGCCCUUGAGUCUGAGGAGAAGCAUCUGAGAGAGUACAAACAGGAGAUGGACUUGCUUCUGCAGGAGAAGAUGGCCCAUGUGGAGGAGCUGCGACUGAUUCAUGCUGACAUCAAUGUGAUGGAAAGUACAAUCAAGCAGUCCGAGAAUGAUCUGAACAAACUGCUUGAGACCACGCGCCGUCUUCAUGAUGAGUACAAACCCCUCAAAGAGCAUGUGGAUGCACUGAGGAAGACUCUGGGCCUCCACCGACUGCCCAAUCUGAGUGAAGAAGAGGAGAGACUCUCGCUCGAGCGUGUCUGUCCUGUCACCAGCAAAUUCAUCGCAAUGCACCAAUAUGUCCCCUGUGCAAAGCCAAGAGCCGAUCCCGAAACCCCAAGAAACCCAAAAGGAAACCAGAUGAAUAGAUUCACAGAGGACUGUUCUUUCAACCUGUAUACAUUUCACGUAAGCAAAAUUGUGCAAGGUUUUUGUCUUCUGAUUGGUCACUGUGUACUGGUUAUAAAUGUGGGACAGGACCACAGUGCCAUAGCCUUUUCAGUGUGUUAACCCUAAAACAUGUUCCUCUUUAACCUUAUGUAAUUGAAAAAUCGAACUUGCUCUUUUUGAAUGAUUAUACCGUAAGUAUAUGGAUAUUUAAGACCCAGUGAAAUGUCUGUGUCGAGAAGCCCAUUGGUCACAGUCCAUCAAACCUUCAACCUGAUCC
Molecule: messenger RNA, 898 nt
Organism: Chanos chanos (milkfish)
Lineage: Eukaryota; Metazoa; Chordata; Actinopteri; Gonorynchiformes; Chanidae
Product: zinc finger C4H2 domain-containing protein-like
Exons: 4
Coding region: 88-741 (217 amino acids)
Biological process (GO): positive regulation of neuron differentiation
Cellular component (GO): nucleus
Source: RefSeq, a predicted model, not a curated record